Saccostrea echinata is the source of this 1927-nucleotide messenger RNA. RefSeq names its product probable E3 ubiquitin-protein ligase MID2. Gene Ontology annotation, biological process: protein polyubiquitination; proteasome-mediated ubiquitin-dependent protein catabolic process. The transcript has a single exon. Bases 12 to 1691 code for a protein of 559 amino acids. Lineage: Eukaryota; Metazoa; Mollusca; Bivalvia; Ostreida; Ostreidae. The record is from RefSeq and is a predicted model, not a curated record. Gene Ontology annotation, molecular function: zinc ion binding; protein binding; ubiquitin protein ligase activity.
AUAAUUUUACCAUGGAUCCCACUAGCACUAGUGCCCACAUGCGAUGUGACCUGUGUAAUACCGCUGUGGUGCAAAUGGGCUGUGAUACAUGCCUUGUCAACCUGUGUAAGGCCUGUGUGGGAGAACACAUGACAUCUGAUGAAUCCAAAGAACACAAAAUUGUGAGAUUCACUCUAAGAAAAUCUUCUCCUCUCUAUCCCUUUUGUGCAUCUCAUAUCAAAAAAAGAUGUGAAAUGUACUGCAAUCAAUGUGAUAUUCCCGUCUGUGCUGCCUGUCUCAGAUCAGAUCAACAUCUUGGUCAUGAAUUAAUAAAAAUCUUAAAAGUUCUCGACGAAAAAAAGAAAAAGAUAAUCAAAGAACAAACUGAAUUAAAAAACACAAUUUACCCAAACUACCAGGACAUUGCCUCUGAUGUACAAAACAGAAUGAGACAGUUAAAAAAGGAACACGAAGAUCUUUCAACAGCCAUAACAAAACAUGGAGAGGACUGGCACAGAGAAAUUGACAAACUUGUCAAGAAACUUAAAGAUGAAGUUGAUGAGAUGAAAAAUAUACAGUUUCAAACUCUACAGAAUCAUAUGGAUGAAAUAAAAAAGAAAAUUUCUGACAUCAAGGAUGAAAUCAAUUCCAUUGAAAGAUUAGUAAAUUACAUUGACAUCACAAAGCUGAUUAAUGUCACAACUAAUAUAGAGGGAUAUAAAAACUCUCCACAAAUAAUUGAGCCGUCUUUACCAAAAUUUGCACUGGGAAAAAUCGAAGGAGACGAAUUUAACAAAAUGUUCGGAGGUUUAUCAUCCAGUUUAUUAGAAGAAGAUAAACUUGAUUACAGUAUGAAGAGUAAAGAGAAAUCACCGGAAGCUUCUCUUCCAUUCAAACAAUUUAUUGAUGAACCCGAGAUUAUCACCACUUUAAACACGAAUUAUCACUUGCUUUACAAUGUGGCCUGCCUGAAUGAUGACGAAAUCUGGACAACUGGACAAGACAGUACCAUAAAACUCUUCAGCAUCAGUCAGGGAUCACUACUCAAGUCAAUUGCAACUAAGUCAGAGUACAGACCGUAUGACAUAGCAGUGACAAAAAAUGGAGAUUUAGUUUAUGUUGAUACCAUGGAUGGAACUGUAAACAUUGUGAAGAAUAAGAAGAUACAAAAGAUGGUGAGAAAAAAGAGCUGGAUACCCAAUGGUGCCUGUAGUACCACCUCUGGUGAAUUUUUAUUUAUCAUGUACAAUAAUGAUAACGAACGAACACAAGUUUUCCGGUACCAUGGUUCCAUGGAGAAACAAAGCAUUGAGUUAGAUGAGGAAGGUAAACCUCUCUACUCAUCUGGUCCUGCAGGGAGAUGUAUAACUGAGAACAGAAACCUGGAUAUUUGUGUGUCAGAUAAUAAAGCUAGAGCAGUAGUGGUGGUCAAUCAGGCCGGAAAACUGAGAUUCAGGUACACUGGACAUACUCCUGCUCCAAAGAAUGAACCAUUCAGUCCUCAAGGAAUCGCCACGGACAGUCAGGGUCACAUUCUUACUGCUGACUAUAUCAAUGACUGUGUCCACAUCAUAGACCAGGAUGGACAGUUCCUCCAUUACAUACACUGUGGAAUUUCUGGACCUUUGGGAUUGUGUAUAGAUACAGAUGACAGUUUGUUUGUUGCUGAAUAUAGAAGCAAACAAGUAAAGAAAAUCAAAUUUCUGAUGUGAAACUAUAAAUAAAAAAAUUACAGCACAUAUAGAAUAUGAAAAUAUGUACAUUGGUCGAAUGAUCAUGAUUUAUGAGGAAGAUACGAACAUAAAAAAAGUCAUAUUUUCCCUAGGGUUUCGCUGAUGGGGAAUAGGAUUUUCUUUUGCUGAAUAAAUUUUCAUAUCUCCAAAAAAUCCAUGCCAUAAAUUAUUUAUUCUAACCUAUUUAUCCUAACGUUUAAAAUCAAACACAAGUU